AUGGAAGAGGAGAACCUAAAAGGCCCUGGAACGGACAAGAGAUUGAGGAAAAGUCCCCAUCCCAUCCAGGCAGUGAGUGAUGUUGAAUUUGAGGAAAGAGCUGUGCCAGAGAUCUUGGUGCAGGACACGGUGGCUACAGAUGUAUACAGCCGAUGCUUCCGGCAGUUCUGUUACCAUGAGGCUGAUGGGCCCCGAGAGUUUUGCAGCCAGCUCCAUGGACUGUGCAACCACUGGCUGAAGCCGCAGAGGAACACCAAGAAGCAGAUGCUGGACCUGGUGAUCCUGGAACAGUUCCUGGCUGCCUUGCCCCAGGAAAUGCAACGCUGGGUCAGAGGCUGCGAGCCAGAGACAAGUUCCCAGGCAGUGGCCCUGGCUGAAGGUUUCCUCCUGAGUCAGGCAGAGGAGAAGAGGCAGGCAGAGCAGAUGUGGGGACAAUCCAUGAAGAUGGAUGCAAAGUUCUCUGAGGCAGAAGGAGCUCUAUCAGAGGAAAGAAAGAAGGCACAGAUCCAGGAGCAUUCCCAAGAUGCCCUGUCAAGUGGCAGUGAAGAGAUGUUGUCAUGCCUUCGUCUUUGCAGAGCGGUGGAAAUAACUGUUCCACAUCUGGUCCAGUCACCAUUUUCCUUUGAGGAGGUGGCCGUGUAUUUCACUGAGGAUGAGUGGGCCCUACUGGAUCCAGACCAAAGAGCUCUCUACAGGGAUGUCAUGUUGGAGAACUCUGAGACUGUUACCUCUCUGGCAGGUGACAAUCAGAGGAAUGAGGAGGAAGAGGAACUACAACCUCAAUUGCCAGAGGAAGUGAAGAAUGAAGACUUGAGAGGAACCUUCAGCAAUCAAGGUGGACCUAAGUGGGAGAAAGGAAGCCAGAUGGACAGGAAGAGGGGUAAACCCAUUCCUUGCCAAGGGGAUGAUUUCCAAGAAGUAAUUCACAUGAUGAAGGGAACAUACAAGUGCUUGGUGUGUGGAAUGAACUUCUCAAAUCAAUCCCAGUAUAGGGUCCAUUUUCAAAUGCACAGUGGAAAGAUGAGCCCACAAUGGCUGCAGUCUAGAAAGACCAGAGCAGAGCUUUUUACAUAUCAAAGAACACAUCCAGGAGAGAAACUUUAUAGCUGCUCAGAGAGAGGCAAGAGAUUCUCAGAGAAAUCAGGCCUUGUUCAACACCAAAGGAUUUUCUCUGGAGAGAAGCUAUUUAUUAGCUCAGAGACUGGAAUGACAUUCUCUGAAGGAGGAAAAGGUAACUUGCAUUUUCCGAAGCACAGUAUAGUGAAUGCAUGGAAGUGCUUUAGGUGCAGAAAGUACUUCAGAUACAGAUCAGAGCUCCUUGUGCACCAAAGAAUCCAUACAGGGGAGAAGCCAUUUGAUUGCUCCGAGUGUGGGAAGAGAUUCCGUUGCAGUGACCAUCUUAAAAAUCAUCUGAGAACUCACACAGGGGAGAAGCCUUUUGAAUGCUUAGAGUGCGGGGGGCGAUUCAGUCAGAGUGGCACUCUUCAACUGCAUCUAAGAGCCCACACAGGAGAGAAGCCUUUUGAAUGUUCAUUGUGUUGGAAGAGGUUCAGUCGGAAUGACCAUCUUCAGAAUCAUCUAAGAAUCCACACAGGAGAGAAGCCUUUUGAAUGCUCAGAGUGUGGGAAGAGAUUUAGUCGGAAUGAUGCUCUUCAACAGCAUCUAAAAACCCACAUAGGGAAGAAGCCUUUUGAAUGCUCAGAGUAUGGGAAGAGAUUCAGUCGGUGGGACACUCUUCAACAGCAUCUAAGAACCCACAUCAGGGAGAGGCAUUUUGAAUGCUUAGAGUGUGGGAAGAGAUUCAGUCACAAUGGUGAUCUUCAAAAACAUCUCAGAACCCACACAGGGGAGAAGCCUUUUGAAUGCUUACAAUGUGGGAAGAGAUUUAGUGUGAAUGGCACUCUUAAACAGCAUCUAAGAACUCACACAGGGGAGAAGCCUUUUGAAUGUUCCGAGUGUGGGAAGAGAUUCAGUCACGGUGGCGAUCUUAAAAAACAUCUAAGAACUCACACAGGGGAGAAGCCUUUUGAAUGCUCAGAGUGUGGGAAGAGAUUCAGCCACAGUGGCCAUCUUCAACAGCAUCUAAGAACCCACACAGGGGAGAAGCCUUUUGAAUGCUCUGAGUGUGGAAAGAGAUUCUGUCAGAAUGGCGCUCUUCAAAAACAUCUAAGAACCCACACAGGAGAGAAGCCUUUUGAAUGCUCCAAGUGUGGAAAGAGAUUCAGUUGCAGUGACCAUCUUCAAAAACAUCUGAGAACCCACACAGGGGAGAAGCCUUUUGAAUGCUCCAAGUGUGGGAAGAGAUUCUGUCAGAGUGGCACUCUUCAAAGACAUGUAAGAACCCACACAGGGGAGAAGCCUUUUGCAUGCUCCGAGUGUGGGAAGAGAUUCUGUCAGAGUGGUGCUCUUCAAAAACAUCUAAGAACCCUGUUGUGCCCUGGGCCUAGGCCAUGAUGCCUAGAGCACCUGGGGAAGUCUACCUUGAAGUUACUAGGCCAAUGUCUUCCAGGAUCCCUUCUGUCCCUCUCAUUAGAUUGGCAGAAGUUUUGGAGGGAAAACUUGCCCAGUGUAGAACAGAAGUGUGGGUUCUGGGAGGAAAAAAUAAAAACAUCUGGCUGGAGAAGGAGAAUUCUCUUUGGAAACGCUGAGCUGGAGAGAGUUAUUUGGAAUCAGGAGGGAAUAUAUAGUUAGUUGCAUCAGGACUUUUAUCUUUCUAUAUGCCACCUUUGCUGUUUUUUCUUCUUUUUCACUACUUCUCCAAAAAAUUUUCAAUUCACUUGUUCGUUCUUGAGCACUAAAAUAAAUUUAUCGUUGUUAUACUG
Messenger RNA from Heteronotia binoei (common prickly gecko), 2822 nucleotides. Its product is annotated as oocyte zinc finger protein XlCOF6-like. Gene Ontology annotation, molecular function: DNA-binding transcription factor activity; RNA polymerase II cis-regulatory region sequence-specific DNA binding. Gene Ontology annotation, biological process: regulation of transcription by RNA polymerase II. The record is from RefSeq and is a predicted model, not a curated record. The transcript has 5 exons. Lineage: Eukaryota; Metazoa; Chordata; Lepidosauria; Squamata; Gekkonidae. The coding region runs from base 1 to 2454 and encodes 817 amino acids.